Drosophila willistoni is the source of this 957-nucleotide messenger RNA. Its product is annotated as trypsin-1-like. Gene Ontology annotation, molecular function: serine-type endopeptidase activity. The transcript has a single exon. The coding region runs from base 2 to 769 and encodes 255 amino acids. Lineage: Eukaryota; Metazoa; Arthropoda; Insecta; Diptera; Drosophilidae. The record is from RefSeq and is a predicted model, not a curated record. Gene Ontology annotation, biological process: proteolysis.
CAUGUUUUCACCUAACACUGCGGUUCCUGCCUUUUGCCUGCUUCUAAUUAUCCGUGCUGCUGCCCAGGAUAAUAAAACAGUUGGCAUAAUUGGCGGGCGGUAUGCUCGUUUAGGAGAGCUUCCCUAUCAGGUUUCAUUGCGAAUGAAUGGUAUUGAUGACUGUGGCGGUUCCUUAAUCUCAGCAACAUUUGUCCUUACCGCUGCUCACUGCCUUGAGGGGGUAGAUAUCAAGAAGUUUAAGGUUAUUGCUGGCGUCAUCGACUUAAAGGAGGCAAACAAUGGACAAGUUUUCGAUGCUACUAAAUUCAUCAUUCAUCCAAGAUUUAACACUGAUAGUUUGGAUUACGAUAUUGCAUUGAUUCGCUUAAGUCAACCAGCUAUAUUUAAUGCGAAUGUACAACCGAUUGCAAUGGCUCCUGCCGAUGCGAACUAUCCCGAAUAUACGGUGUCAAUUACUAGCGGGUACGGUGUCAUCGAUCCUUUUGGAACUACGCAAAGCUGUCUAAAAUGGGCUCAUAUUCUACUAUGGGGUCGAAGACAUUGCAAUCCCUUCUAUUUUCGUAAUAUAACGGACAGCAUGAUGUGCGCAGGAGAUCCGCGUGGACGACAGGGUCCAUGCGAAGGAGAUUCCGGUGGCCCAUUGACUGUGAAUGGGGUUCUUAUUGCGGUUCAUUCUUUUGGAUAUGGCUGUGGCGUACCAUAUUAUCCGUCCGUUUUUCAAUAUUUGCCUUACUCUCGUCAGUGGGUAGAUGAAAAUAUAAAUAGCUAAAAUACUUAUCAUUCUUUUUUAGGCUUGCCAUUUUUAAAGUUUUUUUUUCAUCAAUGUCUGUAAUUAUAGACCAAUAUCUAUGGUAGCACUUGGAAAGCAUUAAAGCUCCGAAAACAAAAUAUUAUUUAUUAGACUUUAUAUUUAAAAACAAUAAAGUGCGCCAAGAAACGUGAAAAAUCUAGAAAUCA